This is a messenger RNA of Camellia sinensis, 1020 nucleotides long. NCBI's taxonomy places the organism in Eukaryota, Viridiplantae, Streptophyta, Magnoliopsida, Ericales, Theaceae. The record is from RefSeq and is a predicted model, not a curated record.
AUGUCCGAUGGAAAGUCUCGCUCUCUUACUAAUUUCCUUGUUAAUAAUCCAAGUGGAACGGUGUUUAUUAAAUCAAUAGACACCUCCGGUGCAAUUAAAAAUUCUAUGAAAUUAUUUGAGAUGCUUGAUGACAUUGUGAAUGAAAUUGGGGAAGAAAAUGUGGUUCAAGUGGUAACCGAUAGUGCAUCACCCUAUAUAGGUGCCGGUAGAUUAUUGGAAGAGAAGAGGACUAAAUUGUUUUGGUCCCCAUGUGCAGCAUAUUGCCUUGACUUAAUGUUAAGUGACAUAGAGUCGACAAGACCCGCGGUUACUAGAUUUGCUACCACCUUCCUUACUUUAAAAAGUUUCCAAGAUAGAAAGCUUCAACUUAGAGCUAUGUUUGCAUCAAAAGAGUGGGCUAGAAGCAGCUAUUCUACAUCUGUUAAUGCAAAAAAGGCACAAGGAACAAUCUUGGGAGAUGCUAGAUUUUGGAAAGCAAUCAAGUAUUGCUUAAAGUACGUGCUCCGUUUGGUGAAAAAUUUGAGGCUUGUGGAUGGUGAUGCAAAGUCGGUAAUGAGAUUUGUUUAUGAAGCUAUGGAUAGAGCGAAGGAAGAAAUUGCUUCAAACUUGAACCAUGUGAGGGAUACAGAGGUGAAAAUUGGUUUAUUUAAAACCAUUGAGAGGAUAUAUCCGAAUAUUGAGGAUAGAGUGAAGAUUGAUGAGCAAUUAGAAACGUUCAAGAAAGCCGAGGAUAUGUUUGGUAUGAGCAUGGUUAUCUUGACAAGGAAAAAGAAACGACACGCUCUAUGGUGGGAAAGUUAUAGAGAAGAGUGCAAAGAGCUUCAAAAGUUAGCUAUUAGAGUGCUAAGUCUUACUUGUAGUGCCACCAGGUGUGAGAGAAAUUGGAGCACUUUUGAUCAUGUGCACUUGAAGAAAAGAAACCGAUUGAAGCAACAACGGUUGAAUGCUUUAGUUUUUGUGAAGUAUAACAUUCAACUUGAGUUGAGGCAAAUUAAGAGACAAGAAAGGGGUGAGACUUAG